This is a messenger RNA of Nerophis lumbriciformis (worm pipefish), 2679 nucleotides long. The record is from RefSeq and is a predicted model, not a curated record. NCBI's taxonomy places the organism in Eukaryota, Metazoa, Chordata, Actinopteri, Syngnathiformes, Syngnathidae.
AGAAUGUUGGCGGCGGAGGCACCGUCAAUGGAGGGGCACUUGGCAGCUUCGACACCCCGUAGAAGAGGAAUGGAUUGUACACCAAAUAAGGCGAAGAAACUCAUACAAGCUCGUCUACCUUUCAAGCGCAUGAACUCGGAGCCAAAAGAACGUAAACCAUCACCGAAGCGUCCCUGUGCACACGUUAGCCCUGAACAAGGAGUCUCUGACAGGGAGAAUGACAAUGAGUCCUCUCCGCUCGUCAUACCCAGCAGGCCCCCCUUGGUGAACGGCCGUGGGCCCCUCGAUUGCUUCCUCAGCAAAAGGAGCACUUCUGCUUCAGGCGAGAUCAUAAUAGAUCUGACCGACGACAGCCCAUCUCCCGUCAAGCUUCAAAAUGUGUCCGUCACCCCCCGCCGUACAUUAAAAGAGAGACAAAGCGGGGACAAGAACAUGUCCCUCGUGAACUCUAGACGUGCUGAUCGUGAUUCUGACAAACACACGUCAGACUGCACAGAAAACCUGGCUAAUAAAGAGUGUGAGACGGAGGUGGUGGCGGCUUCAGAAGAUGAACUGGAGGAUGGGAUCUUGCCACUUGAUACAACGCAGGAGUCAGACAGCAGCGAGCACGAAGAGGAAAACGCCUCAGCAAAUGUGUCCAGCUUGGGGAACAAGUCAGCAUCAUCAAAUUUGUCAGGCUGUUUCUCUAACGAGAACUCUCCACAAAGGACUAAAAAAGACGAGCAAAAGCCUACCAACACACCUACUAAAGAGCCAACAACCACUCCUAAGAUACCUGCAGACAAAAAGAAGAUACGACGUUCAUUAAAGAGUCCCCAAGAGCAAGAAGAAAGACUUCGGCUCCGCCAGGAAAAGGAGCGACAAAAGGAAGAGGCCAAAGUGGCCAAAGAGAAAAAGCGAGAAGAGAGUCGUAAAUUAAAAGAGGAGCGUGAAAGGGAAAAGCAGGAGAAAAAAGAAAAAGGCAAAAGAGAGAAGCGUGAGAAAAAGGAAAAGGAGGAGCGGGAAAAGGCAGAGAAGCUAAAAGCAAAGGAGGAGCAGCGGAAAUCGAGACUGGAGGCCAAGCUUGAGGAGAAACGUAAGAAAGAAGAGGAAAAGCGGAUGAAAGAUGAAGAGAAGCGGGUGAAAGAAGAGAAAGAUCGCCUCAAAGCAGAGAAAGCAGAGAUCACAAGGUUUUUACAGAAACCCAAAAUCCAGCAGGCCCCAAAGACACUCGCAGUGGCUUGUGGGAAGUUUGCGCCUUUCGAGAUCAAAGACAACAUGUGCAUGGCGCCGUUGUGCCGGGUACAGUGCGAGGAGUCUGCCCUGGAAGAAUUGGACCGCUGUUUGUCUCAACCCAGUGAAAGUACGCGUUUACUGAAGGACUGGAUCAGCCAGAAGCCACGUUCCUAUGUUGCUACCAGACCCAGGGUGCAAAACGCAGAUAGUGAUUGUAUAGCCAUGACUGGGCCCAACCCAGAGGGUGUGCCCGACCGCAAACUGUACGGGCCUAUGAAGCUGCUCCUGUUUCGUGAAAAUCACCGCCCGGCUUACUGGGGCACUUGGAGAAAGAAAAGUUUGCACAUUUCACCGCGCUGUCCCCUUAGGAAAGACACUGACUUGUUGGACUACGAGGUGGACAGUGAUGAAGAAUGGGAGGAAGAGGAACCUGGGGAGUCCCUCUCGCACAGUGAAGGGGAGGAUGAAGAGGAGGGAGGCGAGGAUGACGACGACAACGAUGGCUUCUUUGUUCCGCAUGGUUAUCUUUCAGAUGACGAGGGGGCAUUAGAGGAAGUGGAUGGUGGUGACCUUGAAAAGCAGAAACUGCAACAGAGGCUAAAAGCCAGGGAGUGGGAAGAGCUAAUGUCUACUAAGAGUAAGAUGAAGCUGCUGCAACCGAUUGUGCGAGGUUGCCUCUGGGAGGGCGACGGGCCGGUCUCUGACCUUCUGCAUUCAUACGCUGCGUGCCUGAUAGAAGCUUUACCCAAAGCUGACCUUACUGCCAGCCCAGAAGAACAGACUGAAAAGUGUGCCAGAGAAAUGCAGUUGCUUGGUCAGCUGCUGCCGCUCUUGCACGGUAAUCUGAAUAGCAGCAAGGUGAUCAUCACAGAGUUUCAGGAAUUCUGUCGACUAAAAACAACCAACACCUCACCUCCUCUACUGUCCAGCCCAGAGAACUCGGCGGACAUUCCCACUCGAAUACAGCUGAAGCGUCUUAUCCAAAACAACGCAGUUUAUGAGAAGCGAGCCACUUAUCGACGCAGCUGCUGGUACGUACACGAGGGCGUCCUGUCACGCUUUGGCCUUGAGGCCCUCCCGGUGCCUGGCCAGUGGUCUUACUUGACCAGUGGUGCCCGGGAGGAGUCCCGCGAGGAGGCAGCCACAGGCUCUCAGGGCAAUUCCCCCACCACGCCGCAGACUCCCUCCGCCACUUCGGCGGCCUCCAAAAGAAAGAGCACUGGCAGCAUGUCCAUCACCAAAUUCAUGAAACGAUUUAGCGACCCAGAACAGGCGGAAGAAAUGGAGGUUGACGGUUUUCAAGCAGACACAGAGGACGAUGAUGAAGACUGCAUCAUUGUCUCCAUGCAAAGUGGCCCAUCCAGAAAGAAUUCCUCCGAGGGAAAUGAUGAGUUGGAAGUCACCCCGUCUGACACAGCUGCUCUCCCAGUGGCAACUGCUGCUCAAAACCUCGCCACAGCCUGA